Anolis carolinensis (green anole) is the source of this 8682-nucleotide messenger RNA. It is a transcript of the gene abca7, whose product is annotated as ATP binding cassette subfamily A member 7. NCBI's taxonomy places the organism in Eukaryota, Metazoa, Chordata, Lepidosauria, Squamata, Anolidae. Bases 498 to 7256 code for a protein of 2252 amino acids. The record is from RefSeq and is a predicted model, not a curated record. Gene Ontology annotation, biological process: phospholipid efflux; cholesterol efflux; transmembrane transport. Gene Ontology annotation, cellular component: intracellular membrane-bounded organelle; membrane. The transcript is spliced from 51 exons. Gene Ontology annotation, molecular function: ATP hydrolysis activity; ABC-type transporter activity; phosphatidylcholine floppase activity.
GAGUGGGAAAUGCACUCUACACAUGCUCAGAAACCUCACACCCCAUCCUAUGGGAAGCCUUAGGAAACCUUUGGCAUUCGCCUCCUGUUGACAGGAAAGGAAAUACACUCUGCACAUGCCCAGAGGAGGUUGGGGGAAUUGUUAAGUCCAAUGCUGUGUUUAUCUUCUUUAAAGGUGCGCGGCCCCUUUAAGGGGGAGAGGUGGGUGACGUCACUGGCUUGCAGGUAAUGAGCCUACGAAGGUUCCAAGCCCAGAAAGGGGGCGUGGCUUAGGCAGGAAGUGGUCCUUUGAUGCUGGCUGCUUUGCAAACAAUGGAGCUGCAGGAUCAGCGGAUUCCGGCCGAACAAAAGGCGCAUUGAGCGGGGAUCGGAUUUGGGGAGGCCAGGGUGAAGUGGCCCGGUCGGUCACGAAGAAAUGAAGAAACGUUGGCCCUGAGGAGAUGAACCCGGGCCUCCCGUGACGGAGGAUGGUCGCAAAGGCCGUGCCGCUCCUGAACGAUGGGAUUUGCAAUCCAACUGGCGCUGCUGAUGUGGAAGAACUUCACCUACCGGCGCCGGCAGAAGGUACAACUAGUCAUUGAAAUCCUGUGGCCUCUCUUCCUAUUUUUCAUCCUCAUCUCGGUGCGUCGGACUCAUCCGCCGUUCGAACAACAUGAGUGCCACUUCCCCAACAAGGCUCUCCCGUCGGCCGGGACUCUCCCGUGGAUCCAGGGCAUCGUCUGCAACGUCAACAAUCCUUGCUUCCGGUACCCGACGGACGGAGAAGCUCCGGGCCUCGUGGAGAACUUCAACCAAUCCAUCCUCUCCCGCCUCUUCGUCGACACUCAAAAGAUACUCCACCGACUCAAUGACCCAACAAUACAGACGAGUCUCUCCAGGCUCCUAUCCGCCUUGGGCCAGAUGGGCAACGAAGGACGUUCGGCACCGACCCUACAGCUCAAGGCCCUUCUGAAAGAGAACGAGAGCUUCUCCCAGUUCCUCCGAACGAACGCCUCUUUCCCGCCCGACUUGGUGGACGAACUCCUCGCAUCUCGACUCAACUUACGAGUGUUCUCCCUCGCUGGCAUGCCGUUGAAGCGGAUCGUCUGCAACGCGUCGCUCCUCUCGGAAUUUCUGGCGGCUCCGAAUGCCGGGGCGGCGGAGCGGGUGCAACAGGGUCUCUGCGCUUUGCCGGAGGCCACCUUGGAAGCCUUGGAGCGCCGUUUCUUCUUGGAGGCGGAUUGGGUGAAAGUCCUGGCGGAUCGUCUCGGCUCCGGAUCGGUCGACAUUGCGAAUGCCGUGGACGCCUUCCGUCUUUUCCUCCGAGGGAUCGAACCGUUAGCCAAGGAGGUCUCCUCGUUUUCCAGCUUCGCCGACUUCCGCGACAAUCUCCGCGCCUUCUCCGGCCCGUCGCCCGCCUCGGCGUUCGCCUCCGUGUCGCGGAUUUUCUGCGGGGAUCCCGACCGAGGGGGGCUCAAGAUCCCGUCGUUAAACUGGUACGAGGACAACGACGUCCGGAGUUUCCUCGCUCGCAACGGCUCCGCGAGGACGUCCAUCCCCUUGGGCAACUCCAGCAGUUCCUUCUGCCAAGAUCUGGUCCAGAGUCUCGAAUCCAGUCCGCUCACGAGGAUCUUGUGGCGAGGAAUCAAGCCGCUGUUUGUUGGCAAAAUCUUGUACGCCCCGUCGACGCCGUCGACGAGAAAAGUGAUGGCGGAGGUGAACCGGACCUUUCAGAACCUCGCCGUUUUGCGCGACGUAAAGGGAGCUUGGGAUGAGUUGGGACCUCGCGUUUACACCUUCAUGAACGCGAGCCUCGAAUUGGGCGCGAUCCAGAGUUUGCUGGACACUCCCGGUGUCGUCCAGUUGUUGGAACAACAGCUUCAAGGGACAUCGUGGAACUUGACAACCAUUAAGGAGUUCUUGUCUCCCGACGCCGAAAGUCCGGGAUACACUUGGCACAAAGCCUACGCCGCCGUGGACAGCGGCAUUAGGACGUUGUCGCAGUUCACUGAGUGUGUCUCGUUGGACAAGAUUGAGGCGGCCGCUUCGGAGGAUCAGCUCGUUGAACGUGCCUUGCAGUUGCUGGACGAUCGCCGCUUCUGGGCCGGAGUCGUCUUCCUGCCGCCGGACAACCGGAGCAAAUUGGACUCCGACCUUCCCCGCCAUGUCCGCUUCAAAAUCCGGAUGGACAUCGACGACGUCACCCGGACCAACAAGAUCAAGGACAGGUUUUGGGAUCCGGGACCCGCCGCCGACCCCUUCAACGACUUGCGUUACGUCUGGGGCGGCUUUGUUUACAUUCAGGAUCUGGUGGAGCAAGCCAUAUCGCGGGUCCUUGCCGGUCCCUUGUCGCCACAACGCCGUAUGGGGGUCUACGUCCAGCAAAUGCCUUAUCCCUGCUACGUCGACGAUAUCUUCCUGCGGGUCUUGAACCGCUCCUUGCCCCUCUUCAUGACGCUGGCCUGGAUCUACUCGGUGGCCAUGAUCGUCAAAGGUGUGGUCCACGAGAAGGAGGCCCGGCUGAAGGAGACCAUGAAGAUCAUGGGCCUCAGCAACGGCAUCCUGUGGCUGAGCUGGUUCCUCAGCAGCUUCAUCCCGUUCCUCAUCAGUUCCGCGCUGCUCGUCCUCAUCCUCAAGGUCGGAGACAUCUUGCCCUACAGCGACCCGGCCGUGGUCUUCCUUUUCUUGGCCGCUUUCGCCGUGGCCACCAUCUCCCAGUGUUUCCUCAUCAGCACCUUCUUUUCCCGCGCCAACCUGGCCUCGGCGUGCGGCGGCAUCGUCUACUUCUCCUUCUACCUCCCUUACGUCUUGUGCGUCGCGUGGCGGGACCGCAUCACCUUCCCCUUGAGGCUCUUCGCGAGUUUCUUGUCCCCGGUUGCGUUCGGCUUCGGAUGCGAGUAUUUCUCCCUCUACGAAGAGCAAGGCGUCGGCAUCCAAUGGCAGAACUUGAACGCGAGCCCCGUGGAAGGCGACCGCUACACCUUCGCCACGUCGGGUGGUUUGCUCCUCCUGGACGCCCUGUUAUACGGAGUGGCGACUUGGUACAUCGAAGGCGUGUUCCCAGGCCAAUACGGCAUCCCGAAACCGUGGAAUUUCCCCAUCCUGAAGAGUUACUGGUUUGGAGAAUCCUCUACCAACGGUUCCCCGCAUCCGAUUCCGACAAGUGUUUUCAACUCAACCAAAGCGAUCGUGGAGGACCCGCCGACGCAGUUCAAAGUCGGCGUCUCUAUCCGCAACCUGGUGAAGAUCUACCACAGCAGCAGCAAAAUUGCCGUCAAUGGGCUCAGCCUGGACUUUUACGAGGGACAGAUCACCUCCUUCCUGGGACACAACGGGGCCGGCAAGACCACCACCAUGUCCGUCUUAACUGGCCUUCUGCCUCCCAGUUCCGGCACGGCAUACAUCCUGGGCAGGGACAUCCGUUCGGAGAUGGACCUCAUCCGCAAGACGCUGGGGAUGUGUCCGCAACACAACGUCCUCUUCGACAUCUUGACCGUGGAAGAGCACAUUUGGUUCUACGGGCGCCUGAAGGGCCUCUCCGGGCAGCAAGUCCGAGACGAGAUGGAACAAAUCAUCCAGGACGUGGGGUUGCCCCACAAACGCCGAGAACAGACCAAACGCCUGUCGGGCGGCAUGCAGCGCAAGCUCUCAGUGGCCAUUGCUUUUGUGGGCGGCUCCAACGUGGUCAUCCUGGACGAGCCCACAGCCGGUGUCGACCCAUACUCCCGCCGCGGCAUCUGGGAGCUCCUGCUGAAGUAUCGGGCAGGUCGAACGGUCAUCCUGUCCACCCAUUAUAUGGAGGAGGCCGACUUACUGGGUGAUCGGGUGGCCAUCAUUUCCCGCGGCCGGCUCUGUUGUUGCGGCUCCUCGCUCUUCCUCAAGACCAAGCUGGGCACAGGAUACUACCUGACCCUGGUCAAGCGAGAGGCCGGACGGGGGGCUAACAACGGUGUCAUGGUGGUCAACGAAAAGGUGGGGAGCAAUUCCGAAGUGAGCUGCGAUACUGGUUUAGGGAGCGAACCCAACAGUGAAGCCAUUGCUCCAGAUAUCCAUCAACUGACGUCACUCAUCCAGAAGUUGGUCCCGGGUUCAAAGCUGGUGGAGGAUAUUGGCCAGGAGGUCCUCUAUGUUUUGCCGUAUAACGGAGCCAAAGACGGGGCCUUCGGGGCUCUUUUCGAAGAACUGGACGCUCACCUGGCUGAGCUCGGCAUCUCUGGAUAUGGCAUUUCGGACACCAGCUUGGAAGAGAUCUUCUUGAAAGUGGCGGAGGACACCAACGUGGAUGCUGCAGGGGAUCCCAAGGACCUCAGGACGACCACACCGGACUCUGCUUAUACCCUCAAGUCGUUGAACGAAGAGACGGAAGCAGUUGAGGCUGAACUGGCCAAAGGAUCUAAGAAAGACGGAAUCGAGGAAACGGAUCCCCUUCGUGGUGCCGGACCCCGCACCUCGUCCCACUUGACCGGAUGGGCCUUGACUUGGCAACAGCUCCGCGCGCUUUUCGCCAAGAGGCUCCUUUACGCCCGGCGGAGCAGGCGGGGAUUCUUUGCGCAAAUUGUCCUCCCCGCCGUCUUCGUCUGCAUCGCCCUCCUCUUCAGCCUCAUCGUCCCGCCGUUCGGCGAGUACCCUCCUCUGCCGCUCGAACCCUGGAUGUACGGGCCCCAGUUCACCUUUAUCAGCGACGACUCGCCGGGGGAUCCCGAUUCGGCCCGCUUGUUGGAAGCCCUUCUCGCCGAUCCGGGUUUCGGCACCAAGUGCAUGAAGGGCGGAGACGGUCGGAUUGAUUUGUGCCAAAGGCCGGCAUCCCACAGCUUUGAGAUGCCGGACAUCCCCGGUUCCGUGGCCGAGGUUUUCACGAAAGGCAACUGGACGAUGGCUGACCCGUCGCCGGCGUGCAUUUGUAGCCAUUCCUCGUCCCGCAAAAUGCUUCCCGAUUGUCCUGAAGCCGCUGGAGGGCUGCCCCCGCCACAGAUGCAAAGGAUCACCGGCGACGUCCUCCACAACCUCACCGGCCGGAAUAUUUCUGACUACUUGGUGAAAACCUACCCCAAAGUCAUCCGCAAAGGGCUCAGAACCAAAAAAUGGGUCAACGAACAGUGGUAUGGCGGAUUGUCUUUGGGAGCCCGCAGCUCACAGGAGUUCCCAUCGUCCACGGAGGUGGUGGCUGCCACGAAGGUCUUCCGCAGCCUCCUUUCCGUACCAAAGGGGAGUUCGCUCGACCGAUUGCUGCAUAACCUGGUUGGUUUUGUUGACGGGUUGGCUACGCGUCAGAAUGUGAAGGUCUGGUUCAACAACAAAGGCUGGCACGCCAUGGUUUCAUUCGUCAACGUGGCAAGCAAUGGGAUCCUAAGGGCCCGCCUGCCGGUUGCGGACAACGGUCCGUAUUUUGGCGUUACGGCCAUCAACCACCCGCUCAAUUUGACCAAAGAGCAGCUCUCAGAGGCAGCAUUAAUGGCCACUUCGGUGGACGUCUUGGUCUCCAUCUGCGUCAUGUUCGCCAUGUCCUUCGUCCCGGCGAGCUUCGUCCUCUUCCUGAUCGAAGAACGUGUCACCAAAUCCAAGCAUCUUCAGAUCGUCAGUGGGAUGAAACCAGUGGUCUACUGGUUGGGGAACUUUGCCUGGGAUAUGUGUAACUACCUCGUUCCGGCCGUCUUGGUGGUGUUCAUUUUCCUGUGUUUCCAGCAAAAGUCGUACGUCUCGGCGGCCAACCUCCCGUCUCUCGUUCUGCUUCUGCUUCUUUAUGGCUGGUCCAUAACGCCCCUGAUGUACCCGGCCUCCUUCUUCUUCAGCAUCCCCAGCACGGCGUACGUGGCCCUGACCUGCAUCAACCUCUUCAUCGGCAUCAACGGGAGCGUGGCCACCUUCGUCCUCGAGCUCUUCACCGACCAGACACUGAACGACGUCAACGUCAUCCUUAAGAAAGCGUUCCUCAUCUUCCCGCACUUCUGCCUCGGCCGCGGACUGAUCGACAUGGUCAAGAACCAAGCCAUGGCGGAUGCCUUUGAGCGAUUCGGUGACCAAAAGUUUGUGUCUCCGCUGAGUUGGGAACUGGCCGGGAAGAACAUUUUCGCCAUGGCGGUCGAGGGUGUCCUUUUUUUCUGCUUCACCCUCUUGAUGCAAUACAAAUUCUUCCUCCCUCUCCGAUUUUUUCCCGUUGAACUACCUCCGUUGGGAGAAGAGGAUGAAGACGUGGCCAAAGAAAGGCAGAGGAUCACCAGGGGAUCUCCACAGAGGGACAUCUUGGUCCUACAAGAUCUCACCAAGGUCUACCGGAGGAGUAAGAAGCCGGCGGUGGAUCGCUUAUGCCUGGGGAUUCCCGCAGGAGAGUGUUUUGGUCUUCUUGGGGUGAAUGGCGCCGGGAAGACGUCAACGUUCAAAAUGCUGACGGGCGACUCGGACGUGACUUUGGGCAAAGCCUUCCUGAAAGGUUACAGCGUGGUCAAGGACCUGCAGGUGGUCCACCAGAACAUGGGCUAUUGUCCUCAGUUUGACGCCAUCAACAGCCUCUUGACCGGCCGGGAACACUUGACCUUCUACUCUCGCCUGCGAGGGGUUCCUGAGAAUGAAAUUCCAGGGGUGGUGAAAUGGGGACUGGCGACCCUCGGACUGGUGCAGUACGCAGACCGACUCGCCGGCCGAUACAGCGGCGGCAACAAGCGCAAGCUUUCGACGGCCAUCGCUCUCAUCGGUGCCCCGCCGGUUAUUUUCCUGGACGAGCCCACAACUGGGAUGGACCCCCAGGCCAAGCGUUUCUUAUGGAACUGCAUCCUUGGGGUGAUCAGAGACGGCCGAUCCGUGGUACUCACGUCCCACAGCAUGGAAGAGUGUGAAGCGUUGUGCACCCGAAUGGCCAUCAUGGUGAACGGAUGUUUCCGGUGCCUUGGGAGUGUGCAACAUUUGAAGAACAGGUUCGGCGACGGAUACACUAUUAUUCUCCGGGUCUCCGACUCGGAAACGGCUCCCUUGGAGACCCUGAUCCGGGACUCAUUCCCCGGCGUGGUCCUCAAGGAGAAGCACCACUGCACCCUCCAGUACCAGCUCCCGUCCAGCACUUGCUCUCUGGCCAAGAUCUUCGGCACUCUCGCCGCCCACCGGAACGACUACCGCAUUGAGGACUACUCCGUCUCACAGACGACCCUCGACCAGGUGUUCGUCCACUUCGCCAAAGAACAAAGUGAUGGCGCUCCAGCCGCUGACCGCUCUGAAACGGCACCCCGACCUUGGCGCAGAAUGUUGCGAUUCUUGGAGGACAGAAACGUCCAAGAGACGAGGGUCUGAGAAAGUGGUUCGGAUCCCGGACAGCGAACCAAUCGUCCCCGAAGCUGGGCUUUGUGUUAUGGGGGCUCGUCCGGGCUUUCCUUGCGCUUGCGGAAGCUGCCUGUCCAAACAAAGGAGGGGAGUGUUUGGGCAGGGGACGUUUUCUCGCCUGUAGAGAUCCGGACCCUCAGAAAUCGCGGUCGGGACUUCCCUUGUCCCUGUGUCUCUAUAUCUUUACGACCGUUCCCCGUCCUCGUUACCGUUCUGUGUGAUAAGAAACAGACUUUCCGAAUUGGGAGAGUCGUCGGGACUAUCGCUCCCCUUGCUUUUUUUUUGCGGCAUUAUUUGCACUUUCGGAAACACUGGUGUUUGGGAUGCAAUCAUAUACGUGGUGAAUGUACACUCUGCACUUUGAAGGAAUGGUAGUCGUCAUAAAAACAAAAGGAACAAUCAAACCAGGAGGGAAGGGAGACAGACAGCCUUCCUUCCUUCUUUCCUUCCUUUCUUUUUUACUUCCUUCCUUCUUUGUCUUUCUUUCCUCCUUUCCUUCCUCCUUUCCUUCCUUCCUUCCUUCCUUCCUUCCUUCCUUCCUUCCUUCCUUCCUUCCUCCUUUCCUUCCUUCCUUCCUUCCUUCCUUCUUUCCUUCCUUCCUCCUUUCCUUCUUCCCUUCUUUCCUUCUUUCCGUCCUUCCUCCCUCCCUCCCUCCCUCCCUUUUUCUUCCUUCCUUCCUUCCUUCCUUCUUUCCUUCCUCCUUUCCUUCCUCCUUUCCUUCCUUCCUUCUUCCCUUCUUUCCUUCUUUCCGUCCUUCCUUCCUUCCUCCCUCCCUCCCUCCCUCCCUCCCUCCCUCCCUUUUUCUUCCUUCCUUCCUUCCUCCUUUCCUUCCUUCUUUCCUUCCUUCCUUCCUUCCUUCCUUCCUUCCUUCUUUCCUUCCUUCCUUCCUUCUUUCCUUCCUUCCUUCCUUCUUUCCUUCCUUCCUUCCUUCUUUCCUUCCUUCCUUCCUUCUUUCCUUCCUCCUUUCCUUCCUUCCUUCCUUCCUUCCUUCCUUCCUUCUUUCCUUCCUCCUUUCCUUCCUUCUUUCCUUCCUUCUUUCCUUCCUUCCUUCCUUCCUUCCAUCCUUCCUUCUUUCCUUCCUUCCUUCCUUCCUUCCUUCCUUCCUUCCUUCCUUCCUUCCUUCCUGUCUUUCCAUCACCUUCUCUUCCCUCCAUUUCCUUUCCCCCUUUUCUUCGUUUCCGUCUUUCCUUCCAGUCCGUUUUCCUCUCCUUCUUGUCCUCUCCAAAUCCAUUCUCUCAAAGACAGUCACAAUCUUCCUAUGUACUAUGCAGCUUUCUUUCCAUUAUCUUCCAUCCUUCAUUCUCUCUCCGGCUACCUGUUGCAGUAAAAUAUCACAACGGCAUCCAUGGCAACCAAGGAGAAGGAUAAUAAACCCGCCGCCCGGCAUAAGACGCUC